This is a messenger RNA of Pollicipes pollicipes, 1795 nucleotides long. Its product is annotated as zinc finger protein 341. The record is from RefSeq and is a predicted model, not a curated record. The coding region runs from base 107 to 1795 and encodes 562 amino acids. The transcript is spliced from 13 exons. Lineage: Eukaryota; Metazoa; Arthropoda; Thecostraca; Pollicipedomorpha; Pollicipedidae.
GCUCGUUUCGGUGGUGGUGCUCAUUAUGCUUAUAUGAAUUUUGUGAUUAUGGCGGUGAUUGAAAUACGUGGGUUCCAGCGUACAUAAGUGAGUCUCCUGACAUGUGAUGGUCUUCAGCCACAACACCAGGCCAAGACCAGCAAUGCCAGGCACUCAGAAGAUGUCUUCAGACAGUGUGUGUUUAGUUUGUUGCGGUACCCUCAAGAAGGCAGUUCCAGGAAACAUAUCUGUGUUUGAGCAGCAGCUCUCGUUCACUCAGAGACGUGCCAUUGAUCUUCUGGUGGAGGUCCUCAACACCAAGGAGUCGGCGCUGACCCGGUCGCGCUGGAUGUGCGCCCACUGCUACGCCCAGUUGGAGCUGCUGGACAAAUACGAGCGCGACCGGCGGCUGCUGGAGCAGAAGGCGGCCGCCGUGCAGGCCGAGCUGGUGGGCGCGCACCGGAAGGAGAGCGGCGGCGACCCGGCGCCUGACGGCGACGGCGUCACGGGCCGGCGCGGCAUGGACGAUGUUGUGGAGGAGUUGAAAAAUGGCAACGAAUCCGACACGUCUGAAUAUGUCGAAGUCAAGGCCGAACACAUGGCCACUAGCUCAUUACAAGAUGGCUCGGAAAACGGUGACGACGACGAUGCAGGUGAUGCUGUGUGUGAGAACGAGACGGACCAGGACCCGCUGGCAGAUAUGAUUCCUGUGACUGAAGAGGUGGAUUCUGAGCCUGAUGAUCUUAACGAGGACGUUCCGGUUAAGGAUCCUUUGGCCGAUGGUGACGAGCAGGGGAGCGACGGCGAGUCGUCAGCGCCGGUGGUGGAUGUGGCGGCGCUGCAGAACUCUCUGCGGACGCGUCUGCGGAGUCACCUGCGCUCAGGCAGCGCGCCGCCUCCGCCGCCUCCGCUCCGUCUGAUGGCCAAGCGGCCCGCCUCGCCGCCCGCUACCGACUCGUCGUCGCCGCCGCCGCCUCCCAAGAUGUCCAUCAGCAUGGUGCCGACGCCGCGCCCAGGCCUCAAGACGCUGCUGCCGAAGCCAACGCCGCCGGCGCCGGCGCCCACUCCGGUGGUGACGCAGGCGGCCUCGGCGGCCGGUGGCCAGCUGCCGCUGCUGCUGCAGAGCGUCGACGGCAAACUCUACAUGCUGCCAACGGGCUCCCAGGCGGCGGCGGCGCCGGCAUCGGCGGUGGCGGCCGCGGCCAGCCGCGGCGUCACGGUACGCCCCGACAGCCAGCUGUUCGCGCCGCGCGCCCCCGGCGGUCCGAUCCUUGAGUCGAUCUUGCAGAAGCGACCGGGCGGCGAACCGUGCCCGCUUUGCUCGCUCAUCUUCGGCAGCCGGACUGAGGUCGACCUGCACCUGCGCAGCCACUCGAUGGUCUGUGUCGGUUGCGACCACCUGUUCGCGUCGCGCGUCGGCCUCUUCGAGCACCGACAGGCGUGCGUGCCGUCGCGCACGUGUGCCGGCGUUGCGGCGCCGCUGCCGUCUCCGCCGGCCGAGUCGUCGCGCGCCUCACUCCUCUGCGGCGUCUGCACGGCGCCCGCCAGCGACGUGAUGGCGCUCAACGAGCACGCGGCGCGCCUGCACAGUUUGCUGUACCGCUGCCCUAAGUGCGACUGCCGCACGGCAGAGCUGCGCCAGUACGAGAGCCACGUGCGCGUCGAACACGCGCUCGACACGCCGCACCCGUGCAACUUGUGCCAGACGAGCUUCCUGAAGCGCGAGCAGCUGUUGCCGGCCGCCCCGCCGCGCGACGAGGACGAGCUGGCCAGCGGCAUGAUCAUUGUGAAGGAGGAGGAGGACGUGUUGUUGUGA